Lontra canadensis (Northern American river otter) is the source of this 1582-nucleotide messenger RNA. RefSeq names its product mannan binding lectin serine peptidase 2 (gene MASP2). The transcript is spliced from 10 exons. Gene Ontology annotation, biological process: complement activation, lectin pathway. Gene Ontology annotation, molecular function: calcium ion binding; serine-type endopeptidase activity. The record is from RefSeq and is a predicted model, not a curated record. The coding region runs from base 64 to 1392 and encodes 442 amino acids. Lineage: Eukaryota; Metazoa; Chordata; Mammalia; Carnivora; Mustelidae.
ACAGAUCAAAGGUGAGACGCGGUGCGGCUCCACACCGGGCCUGGCCAGGGGUACGGGUUCACAAUGAGGCUGCUGGUCUUCCUGGGCUUGCUGUGGGGCUCGGCCGCCACACCCCCGGGCCCACAGUGGCCUGAGCCGGUGUUUGGGCGCCUGGUGUCCCCUGGCUUCCCCGGGGAGUACGCCAACAACCAGGAGCGGCGCUGGACCCUGACCGCACCCCCUGGCUACCGUCUGCGCCUCUACUUCACCCACUUCCACCUGGAGCUCUCCUACCUCUGCGAGUAUGACUACGUCAAGCUGAGCUCAGGGACCCAGGUGCUGGCCACGCUGUGCGGGCAGGAGAGCACGGACACGGAGCGCGCCCCUGGCAAUGACACCUUCUACUCGCCGGCCUCCAGCCUAGACGUGACCUUCCGCUCCGACUACUCCAACGAGAGGCCGUUCACGGGCUUUGAGGCCUUCUAUGCAGCAGAGGACAUUGACGAGUGCCAGGUGGCCCCAGGACAGGCUGCUCCCUGCGACCACCACUGCCACAACCACCUGGGUGGCUUCUACUGCUCCUGCCGCUGGGGCUACGUCCUCCACGAGAACAAGCGCACCUGCUCAGCCCUGUGUUCAGGUCAGGUCUUCGCCGACAGGUCGGGGGUGCUCAGCAGCCCUGAAUACCCACAACCGUACCCCAAACUCUCAAGUUGCUCCUACGGCAUCCACCUGGAGGAAGGGUUCAGCAUCAUCCUGGACUUUGUGGGGUCCUUUGAUGUGGAGACGCACCCGGACACCCAGUGCCCCUACGAUUCCCUCAAGAUUCAAACAGACAAGAAGGAAUAUGGCCCAUUUUGUGGGACAGCGUUGCCCCCUAGGAUUGAAACUAAAAGCAAUGCCGUGACCAUCAUCUUUGUCACUGAUGAGUCGGGGGACCACACAGGCUGGAAGAUCCACUACACCAGCACAGCUCAGCCCUGCCCUGGUCCCGUGGCGCCACCUAAUGGCCACAUCGCGCCGGUGCAAGCCGAGUACAUCCUGAAGGACCGCUUCGCCGUCUUCUGCGAGACCGGCUACGAGCUUCUCCAAGGUGCUUUGCCCCUGAAAUCCUUUGCUGCGGUCUGUCAGAAAGAUGGAUCUUGGGACCAGCCGAUGCCCACGUGCAGCAUUGUUGACUGUGGCCCUCCUGAUGACCUGCCCACGGGCCGAGUGCAGUACAUCACAGGCCCCGAAGUGACCACGUACAGAGCCGUGAUUCAGUACCACUGUAACGAGGUCUUCUACACAAUGACCCCUAACGACGGUAAAUACGUGUGUGAGGCUGAUGGAUUCUGGACGAGCUCCAAAGGAGAAAAAUCACUCCCCGUCUGUGAGCCUGGUAAUGGAUACAUUUAUACAAGAGAUUCGUAAUUGAUGGAAAGUAGAACUGGGUGGGAGACAAUCAGCAGAGCUUUAGCUGUGGUCGGCUGAAUUGCAGCUUCAGCACUUGGCUCUUAAACCAAGUGGUUAUUUCCAAAUAAUACGUUCUCAUUAUCCCCCUUCUGGACGGACGGAGAGGUUGCUGGGUGCUGACUGCAUCAGUCACUUGGUUAUUUCUGAC